UGCAUGACCGGCUUAUGUUCGCUUUAUUCGCCCUUAAUUCAGUCGUACACCAUAUCUCCAGUAGGUCAUGUAGCUAGCGGGUUGAAUGUCUAUUACAAUGCUGCGGUUCUGAUUGUUGGUCCUGACACCAUACUGGGGUGGCUGAGAAAAAAAAAACAACGAGCGCAGAAACGAAUCGAGGAAGAAAAGCUUUGUUGGCUAUCUUCCAGCGGGAGAAUGCAAGUACGCCAUGUACGCAAUGUCUACGCAAUACUAAGAAUCUGGGCUGGUCGAGGCCAAGAAACGCCAAACGCAAAAAGGCAAAAGGCGUGUUGUUGUCAGUUCGAGCAAGACCCGCCCAAACGAGGAAGAUACCUUUUUUAUGCUGAACUAUGUUUGUUUUACCGCCGGGAAAGAACUAUUACGUGUCAUGUCAAUAAACGAAUCGUCUCAGAUCAAUUCCAAAACACGAUUCAUAGAGACCAGACCUAUCCGAACGAACGCUUGGACGUUUAGUAACGUGGAAUUCCGAUUUGAGUUCAACAUGAAAUCUCAUGUGUUUGUCCUGGGCAUUGUGAUGCUCCUGACCAUGUCGGGAAGUGGGCAUUCCACUUUUGGAAAGCGAAAAAAUCCAAUUCAUCACAUGAUGAGACCGAUUCAUUAUGUCAUGAGGCCCCUCCAUCAAGGAAUGCGAGUCAUCAUGAGCCCAUUGGAGUACAUGGGGAACAGUUUGAUGAAGGGAAUGCAUCACAUGACAUCAGGCCACAACUAUGGAGCACCCAAGCCAUCUUAUAAUGCUCCUAAGCCCACCUAUGGCGCUUCUAAACCCACUUAUGGAGCACCCAAGCCAUCUUACAAUGCUCCUAAGCCCACCUAUGGCGCUUCUAAACCCACUUAUGGAGCACCCAAGCCAUCUUACAAUGCUCCUAAGCCCACCUAUGGCGCUUCUAAACCCACUUAUGGAGCACCCAAGCCAUCUUACAAUGCUCCUAAACCCACCUAUGGGGCACCCAAGCCUACCUAUCAUAUCGCCCAGCCCAGUUACGGUCCGGCCAAACCCACUUAUGGGGUUCCAAAGCCCAGUUAUCACGCUCCUGAAUCUAAUUACGAGACCCAUGAACCCAGCCAUAAUGUCGAAGCCUCUAAACCUAGUUACAAGGCACAUCAGCCAAGCUAUCAAUCUCCGGAGCUGAGUCACGGAUCCUCUGGCACCACUUAUUAUAAGGUUCCAGACCAUUCUGAGUUGCACUCCAACUCCAUUGAGACCCAUAAACCAACUCCGUCUGUUACCACCUAUUACAAACCCAUCACCAGCCAUCCUCAUCCCUCAACCUCACCCGCCUAUGUCGCUCCCACUUACGUUUCUUCUACUGCGUUCAAGUCCUCUGGGUCUUCUUCCUCUGUGCAUCACUCCUCCAAACCUUCAUUUGCCAAGAGUCACGGGUCAAGUUCCGUGACGUCAAAUGAAAUCGACUCUUACGGUUCGCCGCAUUCGUCGCCAUUGUUGGCUAAGGUAUAAACAUGAGUGCAAGUACAUUAUUAUGAGUAUGAUUAUUAUUAUUAUUAUUCAACUGGAUGUUCAGACUGGCAUAAUAAAAGUCACU
Molecule: messenger RNA, 1583 nt
Organism: Tigriopus californicus
Lineage: Eukaryota; Metazoa; Arthropoda; Copepoda; Harpacticoida; Harpacticidae
Exons: 2
Coding region: 362-1498 (378 amino acids)
Source: RefSeq, a predicted model, not a curated record